Coffea eugenioides is the source of this 1304-nucleotide messenger RNA. Its product is annotated as protein SRC2 homolog. Gene Ontology annotation, biological process: defense response. The transcript has a single exon. The record is from RefSeq and is a predicted model, not a curated record. Lineage: Eukaryota; Viridiplantae; Streptophyta; Magnoliopsida; Gentianales; Rubiaceae. The coding region runs from base 83 to 1030 and encodes 315 amino acids.
UUAAAAAGAAAAUUCCAUUCAUCCCCCAAUAAAGCAGCCCACUCAACGGGUCGCACGUUGCCACCCUCCCUUCCUCACCACCAUGGCAGCAACCGCCUCUCGCCCGCCGUCGAAACUCUACGAUCUCGAUAUUACGAUUGUUUCCGCCAAGCAUCUGAAGAACGUGAGCUGGCGUAACGGUGACCUCAAGCCCUACGUCAUCUUCUGGGUCGACCCCGACCGCCGUCUGGCUACCAAAUCCGACGAUUCCGGCUCCAAUCGACCUGUCUGGAACGAGCGCUUCGUCCUCCCUUUAACUCUUCCCCCGCAAGAUUCCCUACUUACUCUCGAGAUCUUCCACUCCAAACCCUCAGAGACACCUAAGCCCCUGGUUGGUACACUCCGGUUCCAACUCAAGGACCUGGUCGACCCGGAUGAUUCCUCCAAGCUGAGAACUUUCGACCUCCGACGGCCCUCUGGUCGUCCUCAGGGUAAGAUCCGCCUCAAGCUCGCCCUUCGUGAACGCCCCGUGCAAGAUUACCAAGUUACCCCUCCCUCCCCCUAUUACUACUCCUCUGCCCCUCCUCCUCCUCUCCCUCACUCCGCCGCUCGCGACUACAGAGGAUACUCGACCUCUCCUUACACCAUCCACCCUGCGCCGCCACCUGCUGCUCCAUCCCCUCCUCCUCCUCCUCCACCACCACACCCGUACCAGUACAGCGGAUACUCGGACCCCUACUCAAGCUACUAUCCAGGUUACUACUCGCAGCAGCCACCGCCUCCUCCUCUUCCCCGGCCGUUAUUCGACCGGCAAUCGAGCUAUGGUGGGCCAGGGCCGAGCGCGCCUGUGGAUUAUGCUCCGUAUGACCACCAGAAGCGCGGAGCAAAGUUGGGACUAGGUGCAGGAUUGGCAGUGGGGGCUGUGGGGGGAGCCCUUGGGGGGUUGGCAUUGGAGGAAGGAUUGAAGUAUGAAGAAGAUAAGAUUGCAGACAGGGUGGAGAGUGACUUGGCAGCCAGGGAAGAUUACAGCGAUUAUCGUGUUGACUACUGAUGUUAAUUUAAUUGAAAUUACUUUAAAGAUCCUUGCUUUUGAGGUAAUGUUCAAUGGCUGAUUUGGAAGUAUAUGGUCACAAUGGAUGUGUAUAUAAAGUUUGUUUAUCUUAUUCAGCUUAUGGUGUGAAUGAUGAUCUGAUUGUGCGAGUCCAGUGGACAGGAAACUCUUUUCGUAUGUAUAAACUUUGGCUGAAGGGAUAAUCAACUGUUGGUUAUGUUCUGUUCUGUUACCUAUCAGGGUUAUAUGGUUAUAUAGUUAACUUCGAAAUAUA